Oncorhynchus masou masou (cherry salmon) is the source of this 3220-nucleotide messenger RNA. Its product is annotated as glucocorticoid modulatory element-binding protein 1-like. The coding region runs from base 173 to 1771 and encodes 532 amino acids. Gene Ontology annotation, biological process: regulation of transcription by RNA polymerase II. Gene Ontology annotation, cellular component: nucleus. The record is from RefSeq and is a predicted model, not a curated record. Gene Ontology annotation, molecular function: RNA polymerase II cis-regulatory region sequence-specific DNA binding. The transcript has 10 exons. NCBI's taxonomy places the organism in Eukaryota, Metazoa, Chordata, Actinopteri, Salmoniformes, Salmonidae.
GUGACAGUAGGACAGAUGCUUCUCACAGGCAAAUACUGCCUUCGUUGCAGGAAGUGUAGCGAAGCAGCAGUACAGCGCAUGUUCUGAGAACUCUCUGCAAGCAAAUGAUGAAUUCUCUGCAGUGAAACGACGAAAGCCGUUACAUGUCCCUACAGUAGUCCAGGGAGUGGUCAUGGCAAGUGCUGAGAUCACAGUGUCCUCAAGGAACAUAGUGAUGGUGAAGGAAGAGGAGGAGGAAGGGGAGCACUGUGAGAGCCGCAAGACUCAGGUCAUCCUCCAUCUGCAGCCCAUCAUACAGGGGGCAAAUGAGGACAACGCUGACACUGGCUCUACUGUCCUAGCCAUAGAGACGCAUCAUGAAGACAAUCUUGCGGAGGGUGAGGAGGUUGAGUAUGGAUAUCCCAUCACCUGUGGCGAAAGCAAAGCAGUCCUCCUGUUUAAGAAGUUUGUCUGUCCUGGCAUCAACAUCAGAUGUGUCAAGUUCAAUGACCAGCUGAUCAGCCCCAAGCAGUUUGUUCACAUGGCAGGGAAAGCCACUCUGAAGGACUGGAAGAGGGCCAUCCGACUGGGAGGGGUGAUGCUCAGGAAAAUGAUGGACUCAGGUCAGAUUGACUUCUACCAGCAUGACACAGUGUGUACCAAUACCUGCCGCAGCACCAAGUUUGACGUGUUGAUCAACAGCACCCGCUUCCUUCCGGGCAGCGCCAUGCAGCCCCCCCCUUCCCCUCUGCCAAUAGAUGGAGGCCAUGCUGCAGUGUCAGAUGACAGGCUAGAGGAGAAGGCCUACACUACAGUGGAGUGGAGCCCUGGGCCAGCUCCUCCCAUCACCAGCACAGCCAAUGGACAUGUCAAGAGGAAAAGGGGUGACAUCAUCCCUGAUGGCAGUCUAAGCUUUUGGAGAGGCAUAGCAGACGUUGGCCUGAUGGGGGAUGUGUUAUCCAGUUUCCGCACAGAACUGGUGGCCAUGUUGAGAGGAGUGGAGGUCCGCAGUGAGAAGGCCAUUUUGCAAGAAGCCGAUGCUGUUGUGCUGAACUCCCUUUCGGAGAUGUUUGGGCUGCUGGACUCAGUGAGGAGGGUUCUGGACCUGAGACGCAGUGAGACUGAUGACAACCAGCAGCAGGUCCACAAUGCUCUUAAUGUGCUGGAGGACCAGUUGGAGGACCAGAGGAAGCCGAGGCAGGAUGAGCCUCCACCCAGCCCUGGUCACCUCUACAUGGGCAGCUUCUCCAAGGCCACCCCCUCAAAGUGCCCGCGGCUGCAUCCCUCUAGCUCUUCCACCACCCAGCCUCAGAACCAGACCACACAAUCGUCCAUCAUCUUAUCUCCCAUUACCACAUCCCCAGUGGGUCAGCCUCUCAAUGUGGCCGGCUUGCCUGUGGCCACACUGGCCCAACUCCCCACUGGCUCCCAGCUCUUCACCCACUACACCACUGGCAACACCUCUGCAGGAAAGAGAGGCAGCGCCAGUUCUGUGGCUCUCCAUACAGCCUCCAGGGUGACUGUGCUCAACACAACCACAGAGUCAUGGGUGGAGACCCCUCUACAGGUGCUUCAUCUAACCCAGAAGAAGGAGCAGGACUCUGGGGACAAGGAGAGCCAGAGACUGGGGGAGGAGAGGAUAGUACUUGUGCAGCAGGGGGUACUACUGGACACUCCAGGGAUUCAGACACACUUUGCUGGGAACAGUGGGGGCUCAAUCAGAGAUGGAGGAAGAGGGGGAGGAGCAGGGGAGGGACAGGAGAGUGAAGGUACAGAAGGAAGGGUUGCAUAAUGUAGAGUAUAAUGUAGUCUUUGGCAGGAAGAGGGCAUUAAAAGAACGUAAAACCAAGUGAGAAAAGGGAGAACCGUAAGGAAUACAGUUGAAAGAGAAUUGAGUGAGUGAGUGAGUGAGUGAGUGAGUGAGUGAGUGAGUGAGUGAGUGAGUGAGUGAGUGAGUGAGUGAGUGAGUGAGUGAGUGAGUGUGUCUGUGUGGAAGAGAGCAAGAAGGUGAACUUCGCCAUGUCAUGUCAUGUGUAGCUCCACACAGAUUUUAGGCUAUAUGUGUUUUAGGCUAUAUGUGUAACAUAAUUUUAACGUACAGUACCUUUUCAUAUGGUGUUUAUUACUGCAGGGCCCAUAGUACUUUAAUUACCCAUGGUCUUCAUCAUCAAAGAUAUUGAUAUACUUAAUGAUAGGGGAGAGUGGGCUAAGUUGAGCCAUUUCUCCAUCAAGGAAAAUAUUGUAUUCUUUCUAACAAAGAUGUCUACAUUUAUUUCAGGAUGUUGUGUAUCCCUGAAAAUAAUCAGAAUUAUAUAUAUAUAUUACAGUUUUGCAGGACAAGGUAAGUUAAGCCGCCUAUUUCUGUACUGAAUUAAAUAUUACCACUACUGUUUUAAAACACUGUCUACCUUUAUUUCCUAAACACAAAUCAACACAAUCACAAUAAAUUUUUUGUGUUUUAAUAAUUUAAAGCAUAUUUAAACACUGGUUUAAAACUCUUUGUACUUUUUAAAAACACAUUUAACUUAGGCCAGGCCCUGUUGUCACCUCAUAUCCCAGCGAUAAUGAGAAGAAAACACUUACAUUUGCUCAACUUGCCAUUGGCUCAACUUACCUCGUGGUCAUUGGCUCAACUUUCACACCAUGGUAAACAUUUUGACUAUAUUAGCCCACACAGCUACAAGGAUGCACUUUCAUGCUAGGUUUAGGACCUCAUAUUGAAACUUAUAGAGACCCCCAACUGAUGUACAGAACGAUCUUAAAAUGAUCUACAUUGGUUUAGAUACAUUACAAGCAUCAUGAAAACACUUUAACACAAUAAAUUCAUUUUUUUGGAUCUAACUUGCUUACCACUUUUUCCAUGUGAUUUCUUUCUUCACAGAGCUCUUCCUAAAUAUUUGGUCAUGUAAUACAUGUUUUGUGUAUGGUUUCCUAAAAACAAGAGUGGCCUAACUUACCCUUUGGCUCAGCUUACCCCACUCUCCCCUACAGGGUUUUAUCACAACCUUCUUCAGUAGUUCUCAUCAACUCCUGCAAAUCACAGCUUGUAUUCAUAAACCGUAUCAGAGUAGGAUUGCUGCUCUUGGAUCUGUUUUGCAUUUUAAAUCAUAAUGAAUAAAAAGGGGGGACCUGAUCCUUAAACAGCACUCCUACUCUAAGACGCAGAACUCACUGUUCCUCUCGAGUACACCAGGAGAUAGGAACCAUCUGUGCUAUUAUCAUUUGGCUGUUUGUUCCAUUC